Molecule: messenger RNA, 825 nt
Organism: Thyridium curvatum
Lineage: Eukaryota; Fungi; Ascomycota; Sordariomycetes; Thyridiales; Thyridiaceae
Exons: 1
Coding region: 1-825 (274 amino acids)
Biological process (GO): methylation
Cellular component (GO): eRF1 methyltransferase complex
Molecular function (GO): nucleic acid binding; protein methyltransferase activity; S-adenosylmethionine-dependent methyltransferase activity
Source: RefSeq, a predicted model, not a curated record
AUGCUCCCCACCCCAUCAACCUCCCACGUCCCCUACGCCCGCGUCUACGAGCCGGCAGAAGACUCCUUCCUCCUGCUGGACACCCUCUCCUCCCCCUCGGAGCAGGCCUUUCUCCGCUCGCACUUCCCGGCAUCUUCUUCUUCUUCCUCCUCCUCCCCAUCCCCGCUCCUUCUCGAAGUCGGCUCCGGGUCGGGCGUAGUCGUCGCCUUCCUCGCCGCCAACGCGGCCGCCAUCUUCGGCCGCGCAGACGUCCUCGCCGCCGCCACAGACGUCAACGUCCACGCCUGCCGCGCCACGGCGCAGACCGUCGCCGGCGCGGUGGCCGAGGCCGCCGCAUCGGCGUCCAGCCGGGACCCGGAGUCGGGCCUCUUCCUCGGCGGCGUGCAGGCGGACCUCGCCUCGCCCUGGCGCGCCGGCGGCGUCGACGUCCUCGUCUUCAACCCGCCGUACGUGCCGACGCCGGACCUGCCGCGGUGGGACGACCACCACCAAGGGGAGGGGGAGGGACAGGGGCAGGCUCCCGGUACAACCACCACCACCACGACCUUCGAGGGCGACUCGCACCUGCUGUCGCUGUCGUACGCGGGCGGGCGCGACGGCAUGGAGACGACGGACCGCCUGAUCGACAGCCUGCCGUCGGCGCUGUCGGCCCGGGGCUGCGCGUACGUGCUGCUGUGCGCGCAGAACCGGCCCGAGGAGGUCAAGAAGCGGAUACGCGGCUUCGACGGCGACGGCGGCAGGAGGUGGAGGGCCGAGACGGUGGGGACGAGCGGGAAGCAGGCUGGGUGGGAGAAGUUGCAGAUUGUGAGGAUAUGGAGGGAAUGA